UUGAGCUGGUGCUGCUGGCGGCGGACCGACCUCCGGUCAUGGGCCGCGCUCAUCCGCCACAGUCCGCCUACGUGUGAGGACAGCAGCCGAAAUACGAACGGGCUUCGGUUAGACGGAUUACCGCUGGGAAAUACUAGCUAGCGUUGGACUCGGAGAGGUCCAAGUGCAGAAAUGAGAAAGUAGCUAACCUAGCUAGCCUAGAUACCACAGCUAGCCUAGCGGAACCGCAGCCAGCGACGGAGAAACAUCGUUAUCAUCUCAUUACAGCGUCUGAAAUAAGGUAGACACCAUGAACUACGUGGGCCAGCUGGCAGGACAGGUGCUGGUGACAGUGAAAGAGCUGUACAAGGGCAUCAACCAGGCAACACUGUCCGGCUGCAUCGACGUGGUGGUGGUGCGGCAGAAGGACGGCUCCUUCCAGUGCUCCCCUUUCCACGUGCGCUUCGGCAAGCUGGGUGUGCUGCGCUCCAAGGAAAAAGUGAUUGACAUAGAAAUAAAUGGGGAGUCAGUGGAUCUACACAUGAAGCUUGGAGACAAUGGGGAAGCUUUCUUUGUACAGGAAACGGAGGUGCAGGAUGAGGUUGUACCAGCUCACCUGGCCACCUCUCCGAUCCCCACUGAGAGUCACAUGUUCUGGAUCGGGGAGCGAGGCCAGAUGCAGGCCCAAGAGGAUGACGCCCUGGACCCCGAUGAGCCUCUCGAGCCCCCUGUGCCCAGCACCGGCACCGCCAAGAAGAAGAAGAGGCGGAGAAAGAAGCAUAAAGGAGACCCUCGGCGUGAGGAGCUAACACCUCCCGCUUCUGUUUGCUCCUCUGCCCCUGCAGAGGAGAUCUUUGAGAUGGACCUGAGCUCAGAUGAGGAAGCUCCUGCCAGCACACGUUCACCUUCAAUUAACACAGUGAAGGAGGUUGAACCCAGGGUUCCAGCGAUUCGACAUUCCCCAGAGAACUACCCUUUUUCAGAUGGAGACUUGUCGCAUUCAGACACUCAUGCAAUGUCAGAGACCUUCUCCCCCAAGAGUGACUCUGAGCUGGUGGUCCGCCCCUCAGAGAGCAUGCUCAAAAUGGAGUCUCACAUGCAGUGGACAUGGGGGGAAUUACCAGAGCCAACCAGGGUGGCUAAAAAGGAGAAGGCGGAGCUGCCGAAGACUGUGACUAUAAUACCGUCGGAGAACACUCACUUCAGGGUGAUCCUGAGCUCUGAGGCCAUGGACCCAGAGAGCGAUGGGCAAUGCCGGCUGAUGCCCGUGGAGCCUGUGGCUGUGUGUGCCAUCGUUAAACCUGAGCCCCGCACUCCAGUUACACCUCUCGCACUCUCUGAUUGUGUGGAUGUGCUGGGUAGUGUUGCUGUGGCCACCUCCACCCCGGCAGAGCCCAACACUGCUGCUCUGGGUCCCAGUGUUGCCCCCAGCACUGCUGCUGGCGCCAUGGGUGGAGAGAUGGGUGAUGCCAGCCCCAAGACCGAUUCCCCUACCAAGAAGAAAGGUGUCCCAAAGAGGAGUCAGCACCAGGGCCCUGAGGACAUCUACCUGGAUGAUCUCAAUGUCCUUGAGCCUGAUGUGGCCGCCCGCUACUUUCCUAAGAGUGACUCAGACUCUGGCUCCAAGCACUGGAUGGACUCAGGGAUUCGUUCAGGUUCACAGUCUCCCCAGUCUGUGGGUAGUGCUGCAGCUGACAGUGGUACAGAAUGCCUGUCUGACUCUGCCUCAGACCUGCCUGACGUCACACUCUCUCUGUGUGGGGGGCUCAGUGAGAAUGCAGAGAUAUCCAAAGAAAAGUUCAUGGAGCAUAUCAUCACCUACCAUGAAUUUGCUGAAAAUCCAGCCAUUAUAGACAAUCCCAAUUUGGUUGUGAAAAUAGCAAACAGAUAUUACAAUUGGACAUUGGCUGCACCAUUAAUUUUGAGCCUGCAGGCUUUCCAGAAGAACUUGCCCAAGGCUACAGAGGAGGCCUGGGUUAAAGAGAAGAUGCCAAAGAAGUCUGGCCGCUGGUGGUUCUGGAGGAAAAGAGCAGACAGCACCGUAAAACAGUCUGAGAGCACAGGAAAGCUGGAGAUGAAGGAGGAACCACUAGACGAGGGGGGCUCCGCCCUCUCCCUCGAUAACCAUGCCCACAAGGUGGAGUCCAGAGACUCAUCCAGCGAUGAGGAGGGGAAAGAGGUGAGUGCGGCGGCUGCCUCUCUGGAGCGCUCAGCCCAGGUGGAGCCCCAGGCCAAGGCUGGCACGCACUCCUACCGCAAGUCCCUGCGCCUCUCCUCUGACCAGAUCGCCAGCCUAAAUUUGAAGGAGGGGCCGAAUGAUGUCACCUUCAGCAUCACCACACAGUACCAGGGCACGUGCCGCUGUGAGGGCACCAUCUACCUGUGGAACUGGGAUGAUAAAGUCGUCAUCUCUGACAUCGAUGGCACAAUCACCAAAUCGGACGUGUUUGGACAGAUCCUACCUCAGCUGGGGAAGGACUGGACUCACCAGGGUAUCGCCAAGCUCUACCAUUCAGUGGCUGAGAAUGGUUAUAAGUUCCUCUACUGUUCAGCGAGGGCCAUCGGCAUGGCCGACAUGACUCGAGGGUAUCUGCACUGGGUAAACGAUGGUGGCACCAUUCUGCCCCGCGGGCCCCUCAUGCUUUCUCCCAGCAGCUUGUUCUCUGCGUUUCACAGAGAAGUGAUUGAGAAGAAGCCAGAAAUUUUCAAGAUCGAAUGCCUUACUGACAUCAAGAACCUGUUCCACCCCAACAAGCAUCCCUUCUAUGCCGCAUUUGGAAACAGGACAAAUGACGUGUUUGCCUACAAGGAAGUCGGAGUUCCUGUGUGCCGGAUCUUCACCGUCAACCCCAAAGGAGAGCUGAUUCAAGAGCAGACCAAGGGCAACAAGUCCUCGUACAGCAGGCUGAGUGAGCUGGUGGAGCAUGUGUUUCCCCUGCUCACUAAAGAACAGAGCUCUGCAUUCACCUUCCCUGAGUUCAGCUCCUUCUGCUUCUGGAGGCAGCCCAUCCCCGAAAUAAACCCUGACGACCUGCUCUCAUAGGCUAUGCUCUCGGACUCCGCCCAGCAGGGAUUUCAGCCCGAAAACACCUGCCCGCACAAACCAAACAUGCCUGUCCUUUUCCAUGAUCUGGCUAAAAGUCAUGUGUCUCCAGGUCUGAGUACUGUGGUCAACUCUAAAGUCUUAACUACCUAUAGCUCCAACCUGAUCUCACACAUCCAUUUUGCCAGUAGUGGGCUCUGAGUGGCACUCUGGUCUGCUCUGAACAACUCUCCAAAUCCUGAGCCAAAGCAUACUUUCUUAUCCCAGCCAGGACAGCUCUAGAGCUGUGGAAGUGUUCUCAAGCUGAACUUGGGGGAGUGUUGAUGGUACAGUUUUUCACAGUAUCCCACAGGGAUAAGCCUGCCUGAGCACUGGGACACUGGAGUACAGAGCUGGAGCAAUGAAGAGGAUGCUCUUAUCUGUUUAUGAUGGACCAUUUAGCUGCUAAAGUCCAUUUCACUCCGAUGUCAAUGUUUAUCCCAGCUGUGGUGGUCCAGAGUGGGCUAGUGUUUACAGUCCUGUGGCCCAAGUGGUCACUGAGUGUGCAAUGAUAUGGUGUGUACAAUAUGGAAUGGAGAAUUAGGCAUGAAGUUGAAAAGCGAGAACGUGGAGAUGGUGUUUAGCAUCACAGAUAAUAAAUAGUUAACCGACAUAUUUAUUUACAAAUACUAAUUUAUUUAGUUCUUUAACAAUGACUCAUUUGUUGUACAGAUACUUAUAAUUAUGAACGUGCACUGCCUCUCAUACGUGGUGGGUGAAUGCUUGGUGGAGUGUCUUGGUGGAGUGUACAUCGUCAGACAUCAAGGUGUGAGCUGAGGCUGCCCAGAAUGCUGCAGAGCUCGUAUUCUUACCUUCAUUCUGCAACUUCAGACCAAGGGCACGCUCAACGAGAAGGCACGAGACCUUGAGAAAGGCUAGCAGUCCCCAAGGAAGGCUAGCAGUCCCCAAGGAAGGCUAGUGGUCAGCGAGGCUGCACUCCAGGCAUUGGUGGCGGCAUUCCCCACUUGCCAGUCCGGCUGCUUUAUGAUGCCUUACCGAUCGCACUUUCAGAAGCCGCUAAAAGAUCGCUGCAGCUCACAUUGCACUUAAGCAAGGAAGGAACUGCCAUGUUGCUGGCAAGUGAGUAAGUUGUUCGGUGAUUUGUGCGAACAGUUUUAGAAUAUACAUAAGUUAUACAUAGGAUACUACUUUUUUUUUUUUUUUUGAGUGGCACUGCAUGUAAAUCCUCCUGAUUAAUAUAUGUAAUUAAUAAAAUAAACACAUGCAUCCACUGGUUUGGGAAAAGAAUUAUCAAGCUAAAGCACUCUCUAAACUAGCUUUGACAUUAGUGAGAAACCUUCGUUUGCAUUAGCAGUUUACAUUGUGUGCAGGCGUGCGCGUGUGUACAGACAUUUGAGAUCAUUUUAGGUGCUUGGAAGAUUAAUGGAGAAAUUUAAGAGUUUUCUCUUUUCAUCCUUUGUAUUGAAGAAGGAAACUUGUAUAUCUUUCUUUACAAUAAUACCACCAUGUUCUGAGAAUAUUUCUGUGCUUUCAGCAGGAAGUUCUAGCUGUUUUGUGUGAGAGGGAUCAAAUGAGUUCUUUGUCGACAUAUGUAGACUAAAGUCCACCUGUGGCCAACUGAAGUAUGUCUUACUCGUGAGUUGCUUGUCAAGAUAAGUUGGUCUUUGCCUUGGUGUUACGGAAAUGGAUAUAUUUGUCCUAGGUCCAUCGCGCUCACGCAGUUUCAUAAACCAUGUGUUCGAGUUUAAGUAGACAUGCACAUAAACUUGGAGCACAAUAGCUAAUUUAUUUAGGGUAGAACAUUUUUCGGUGUUGAAGGGUAGUUAUUUGAGGGGGGAAAAUGCGCAUUCCAAGGUUGUUUGAAUUGUUUUCGUGUAUUUUGUCUGUGUUAAUGAUAGAGGUGAAAUCUGUCUGUUAAGGAUUAACAAGGCGAUCCCGUUCUUUCUAUGAAAGUGAUGCUUUUUGUGUGGGAUGAGCACACUCAUCUUGUGUGAAUUUCAGACGUAUGGUUAAACAAAAGCUAUUCUUUUGGAUCUGUUGCAGUAAAUGCUGACAAUUAUUCGUCAUUGCCCUCAUGCUUUGGUUUUUUUUUUUUAUUUCUUGAUAUAGGGGCUUUAUUGGAAAAUGCUCUUGGUUUCUGUUAGCUUUAACAUUUGAUAUUUACCAUCUGACCAUCCUGAACACAUUUAAAUGUUACUUGCUCUAUGUUUAUGAAACAAAGAAUGUAUUAAAAAGCAUUUACUACAAAUGUUGACGAUCAAGUCCACAUUUUGUUUUUUCACUUUCCCUCAGUAGGCUGACAAUUCUGUUACACUGCAGGUCUGUGGAACAGCUCUGUGUGGAGGAUCUAGGACUAGACUAGACAGUGGGACCCAGUGGAGGGGAAAUAAACCACUACCCCUGUGAGAUUACAGUUAAGUGAUUAAAUGAAUGAUGGAGAUUAUGUAGUAAGUUUACACCACAAGCGAGCAAUUUUCAUUUUUUACUUUAUUAGAUUUUGUAACGAACGCCCUGUACAGGGUUUUGAUAUUACAGAUCUGUUUUUUUUUUCUGCCUUAGAAGUGCAAGAAAUAUUGUUGCAAUAAAUAACAUGAAAUAUGGAGGGAGAAGUCAAUAGUCUGUAGAAAUAGUCUCAGAGGAGGGGAGGACUCACUCUGUGAGAACGGAUA
Molecule: messenger RNA, 5691 nt
Organism: Electrophorus electricus (electric eel)
Lineage: Eukaryota; Metazoa; Chordata; Actinopteri; Gymnotiformes; Gymnotidae
Source: RefSeq, a predicted model, not a curated record